AUGACUUCAUCGUCGGCGAUACGACAUUUCACCCUCACGUUUGAUCGACAGAUGCAUUCCUUUCGAUCGAUGCGAAUUUUGCAGAGUAGGAGGUCUUUUGUUUCUUCUUCUAUAUCUUCUUCUGAUAAUGGAACAACAAGUGAGAACGUAAACGCGAAUCGAAAAGCGCAAACGCUCCGACUCCAACGGUUUUACGUCAGACCGGAAACGUUCGAAACAUCGAACUUCUCUUUGUCUAAAGAAGAUUCCAGGCACGCGUUGAAAUCGCUGAGAUUACGAGUAGACGAUGCGAUCGAAGUGUGCGAUGGGCAAGGCCGGGUGAAACGCGCGCAAUUGGUCGAUAUCGAUUCGAGAAGGACGGAUGCAACGUUUGAAAUGAUGAGCUCAAAGGAGGAAAAUUUUCAUCCGUUUCCGGGACGUGUGAAAUGGGACGUGGUGUGCGCGUGCGCUGGGAUUAAAGGCGAACGGUCGAGCGUUUUGGUUGAAAAGUUGACAGAGUUGAACGGAAGAGCGUUGGUGCCUUUACUGACCAGUCGGAGCGGGAAGAUUGGCUCGGCGUCGGCGAGCGGGAAGAACGCGAGUAAAGGCGGGAGUAGUAGCGAUAAUAGUAUUGGUCGGAGUAAACGACGGAAGAACGAGGAAGAGGAGGAUGAAGAGACCGGGAAGAAAUUGAGGUGGCAACGCGUUGCUUUGGCAGCAUCGAAACAGUCGCUGAGAGCGCACGUGUUUGGGAUCGAGAAACCGGUGAAUUUUAACGAUUUCGUGAGCUCGACAUAUUUUCGAGAGGCGACGUGUCGAUUCGUGGCGGCGGCGGGAGGAGCGGAUUUCGCCGAAAAGUUAAGAGGCGUGAAAGAAAAUGUUUUGAAAGAUGACGACGAGAUCACGAAAGAACGAUACGGUCUGAUAAUUAUUGGACCCGAAGGUGAUUUUGACGACGACGAGAUGAAAGUAUUGAUGGACACGUGCGAAACGAUUUCGUUAGGCGAUUUGCGUUUACGAACAGAAACCGCGGCGAUAGCGAGCCUCUCGAUCGCGCAGAUGAUUACGAACGUAUGA
Bathycoccus prasinos is the source of this 1056-nucleotide messenger RNA. RefSeq lists its product with no specific name. Gene Ontology annotation, biological process: rRNA base methylation. The transcript has a single exon. Lineage: Eukaryota; Viridiplantae; Chlorophyta; Mamiellophyceae; Mamiellales; Bathycoccaceae. Gene Ontology annotation, molecular function: rRNA (uridine-N3-)-methyltransferase activity. The coding region runs from base 1 to 1056 and encodes 351 amino acids. The record is from RefSeq and is a predicted model, not a curated record.